AUGGUUCUUACAACUAUCGCCAGUGGAGUUCUUAUGUUUGUGGUAGGCAUCGUUGGCCUUCUUCCAUUAAUGCUGGUGAUUUUUGAAAUACUCUUUUUACGUCAAUCUUUAACGCCAUUCCGGUAUUUUAUCCUCUCAAAACUCAUAGCUGAUGGAUUCGAAAUUUUUCUUGUUAUGAUUGUAUUGGUCUCUACGCAGCUGGUAUUUGGUGAAUGGAUGCCGAAGUGUUAUCGACCUGUGGUCGGUUAUUUAGCUCUUGCGCUACAGUACUCGAGUUUUUAUACGUCAGUUGGAAUGACGAUUAAUCGAUUCUUUACUAUUAUGUAUCCGUUAAAAUGUCGUAAAUGGUUUCGACCUAAAGCGAUCAUUGUUAUGAUUUCUAUCUGUUGGUUAUUCGCAUGGGCACACAAUCUUAUCUAUUUGAUACCGGGCUGCGAGUUUACCUUCGACUUUACCAUUAUACGGUUCGUCUUCAGUGAAGAACGAUGUGCUGACAAUUUGUCCCUCUAUCAGGACCUAAUAUACAACAUUGUUCUUUCGAUACUUGUUACAACUAUUGACAUAUUUUCUCUAGCUAAACUGAGAAGGAUGGCUAGAAGAACUGCGCAUGUUUCCAUCAAAACGAGACGUGAAAAACCUUGGUUCCUUCAGGCUACAAUUAAUUCUGCUCUUUAUUUGUUGAUGCUCGUGUGCUUCCACACAUCCGAUUUUUUCGAUGGAACAAACAUUCGCUUCUUUCUGGCGGUGAUAUCCUGGGAAUUAUAUCUGUCAUCAGCACCAUACUGUAUUAUUAUUCUUCAAAAAGAGUUUCAAACACCAUUUCGUAACGUGUGGAAACGAGCUGUCCAUCGUAAAGAGAUAUCUAUUCUUCACGUAUCGACAGAAUUAAAAUGGAAGUCCCAUAGUAGACCAAUUGCCUGA
Molecule: messenger RNA, 921 nt
Organism: Necator americanus (New World hookworm)
Lineage: Eukaryota; Metazoa; Nematoda; Chromadorea; Rhabditida; Ancylostomatidae
Exons: 7
Coding region: 1-921 (306 amino acids)
Cellular component (GO): membrane
Source: RefSeq, a predicted model, not a curated record